AUGCGAAUUCAGAGUUGGUUGUGGGUAUGGUCGUUGCUUGAAUGGAGGGUUGUGGAUGCUCUUACGGUUGAUACUUCACAGGCUGAUUCGAUUAAAAGUGCCGCGAGUUCGGUUGCUGCAAAUUUGGUUUCGUAUUAUCAUGGGAAUGAAUCGGGACAAACUCCAGGGCUUCUACCUCCACCUUACUUCUGGUGGGAAGGUGGUGGGAUGUUCAUGACAUUGAUAGAUUAUUGGCGCUACACGGGAGAUACUUCAUACAAUAGUAUUGUAUCUGAAGCUCUACUAUUUCAAGCUGGUCCAGAUGCCGAUUAUAUGCCUGUGAAUCAGACCAAAGAUGAAGGGAACGAUGAUCAAGGAUUCUGGGGAAUGGCUGCUAUGUUAGCUGCCGAAUCGAAUUUUCAAAAUCCUCCUGCUGAUCAACCACAAUGGCUUGCAUUGGCUCAAGCGGUGUUCAAUGAAAUGGCCAGUCGAUGGGAUACUAGUACUUGUGGAGGCGGAUUGAGGUGGCAGAUAUUCGCUUUCAAUAAUGGGUUUACGUAUAAGAACUCCAUUGCGAAUGGAUGUUUUUUUAAUAUAGGGGCUAGAUUGGCUAGGUAUACGGGAAAUCAAACGUAUGCAGAUUGGGCCGAGACGAUUUGGCAAUGGGAAGAGAGUGUGGGAUUGAUCGAUAGUGGUUACAAUAUCUAUGAUGGGAGUAGUGAUACGGAUAAUUGUGCGAGUGUGGAUCGAUUGCAGUGGAGUUAUAAUGCGGGAAUUUAUCUGCAUGGAGCGGCGAAUAUGUUUAAUUAUACCGACGGUAACUCCACCUGGCAACAACGCACAAACCAAUUAAUGGACACCUCAAUCAACAUAUUCGCCUCCAACAAAACAAACUCCAUCAUCACUGAACAGGCCUGCGAAACGGUUAACAAGUGUGAUACUGAUCAACUAUCCUUUAAAGCCUAUUUCACAGCCUGGCUGGCUUCCACCUCCAUUCUUGCGCCUUUUACCGCUAAAAGUAUCUUUCCUGUCUUGCAAAGCAGCGCGAAAGCAGCGGGAACGCAAUGUGCGGGUACGGGUAAUGCGUGUGGGUUCAAGUGGACGGAAGGAACGUUUGAUGGGAAUGUGGGGGUCGGACAGCAGAUGAGUGCGUUGGGGGCGAUACAGAGCGCGAUGGUGGCGGUGCCUGGCACGGAUAAUGCGAGGAUUGGGCCGGUGACGAAUAGCACUGGGGGCACGAGUGUGGGGGAUAGCGGGGCCGGGAGUGGGAAGACGGGGAGUGGGGGAAUGCAAAAGGAUGAGGUGGUGACGAGGGGGAUAGGGUGGGCGCGGGGGUGGCGACGGUGGCGGUUUUGUUGA
This is a messenger RNA of Botrytis fragariae, 1338 nucleotides long. Its product is annotated as putative glycoside hydrolase family 76 protein. Lineage: Eukaryota; Fungi; Ascomycota; Leotiomycetes; Helotiales; Sclerotiniaceae. Gene Ontology annotation, biological process: carbohydrate catabolic process; fungal-type cell wall biogenesis. The transcript has 4 exons. Gene Ontology annotation, molecular function: mannan endo-1,6-alpha-mannosidase activity. Bases 1 to 1338 code for a protein of 445 amino acids. The record is from RefSeq and is a predicted model, not a curated record.